AUGUAUAUUGAAUCAUUGGAGAAUGAUGACUAUAGUGAUAAGGAUGAUGGAACCUUUUUGGGGAAAUUCCGGAACUCAUUUCUUGAGAUUUCAACCUACCAAUUGCACAAGCACAAGUAGAAACAGAAACAAAUAGGAGCAGCCACUGAUUUCAAAUAAGGAUGCAGACAACUAUUGACAUUCUAUCUAUAACAGAAGACUCCUUUGCCAGAAUUGAUUUAUGCUUUGAAUAUCAGUAGGAAAUCCAGAUCCACCCAUGAAGUGGUUGACCUAACUAUAACACCGAACAAAAAGUUCUAUUGUUAAUUGGUGAGUGAGGAAGUCUUAAUGAAUUUGGGUAUCGAUAUCAAUUACCAAUAUUAACUUGAUCAAAAUACAAGUUAAUAGACUUUUGAUUUUAUUUUGGAGGAAAUACUCUAAUAAUUAGUAGAACGAUAGUGGUUGUAGAUGCUAUCUCAACCCAAAGUAAUUUAGGCAGUGCUGGAAAUGACACUAGAAUACAUAGCUUUUAUGAAAGAGAGAGUCCAAGUGAUACUGCAAGAUCCCUGUGUGAUUGAAUUCAUAGAGCAAUUGAGAUUAUUGCUGGAUGAGAAAGAGAGGAAGAAAGUAGUUUGUAAUGAUGUCAUAAAGGAAACAUACUAAAUACUUAUUAAAUUGAUGGAUUGCAUGAGAGACCCAGAAAUAUUUGAGUAAUAGAAGAAUGAUCUAUACAAAGUCAAAUCAGAACAUAUCCAUCAACGAAAAAAGAGAAAACAGAACAGAGAAUACAAAUACAGUUUGGAAAUCAACUUCUGGAAACAACGUUCUAAAAUACCAGCUUAUUUCAUCUAUGUGAACAGGAUUGCUAUGCCAGAAAUCAUCUACUCCAUUAAAAUUGACAGACCUGAACGAAGGAAUUUCCCGAACAAAAUUAAAUUACGAUUGUAUACAACUGAAAAAACCAUUGAAGCCUUGUAUACCCAACCUUCAACUAAAGAGUUUAUGGAGUCAUUUUACAUGAAUGACGUGGUUCCUAAUUAGACACUUAAGUAUUUGGAUAGGUUGAAGGCUAAACGAUAUUUCGAUGAUGAAAGAGUGGAUGACAUUUAUGCCACCAAUCUUAUCAAUGGAAUAGUUGAUGCCAUCUACGAAUAGGCCCAAAAAGAUGUGGAUAUCAUGGAUAGAUUGCAUGACUGUCUCACUUCCCCUUGUGGAGGCUUCUUGAUAGUCAAAUUGCAUCAUCUACUGAAACAAGAAGAUCUUUCGCCCAGAGACAUUGUGGAAGAUCUGGCCCAACGUAUUGAUAAACUCAAAGAGUUACUCAAGGGAUACAAGAGAUCAGUUCCAUUGCCUAUCAAUCCUGAUGAAUAUAUUCCAGAAUUAAAAAUGGAAUGA
Molecule: messenger RNA, 1374 nt
Organism: Paramecium tetraurelia
Lineage: Eukaryota; Ciliophora; Oligohymenophorea; Peniculida; Parameciidae
Exons: 1
Source: RefSeq, a predicted model, not a curated record